CUGUACCUUCCAAGCCGGUAGAUCUUUUGUAAUUUGUAAAUAAAUUUUAUUUUUUUAAUAUUUCUUGCAAUAUGCUGUCAGGUAUGGAGAUCUUGGACAACAGAAAUGUCGAGGAAAUGAACAAGAAUAUAAAGAAUUUAAACCUCAAAGAGUCGAAAGAUAAGAAAAAUGCCCCUCACAAGGUGAAUAUCCAAGAUGAACCAUUGUUAAGAGAUAACCCAAGGAGAUUUGUCAUUCUACCAAUUCAGUUUCAAGAUAUUUGGCAAAUGUACAAGAAAGCUGAAGCAUCUUUUUGGACUGCUGAAGAAGUUGACUUAUCAAAAGAUCUGAUUCAUUGGGAAGGACUGAAGGACGAAGAGAGGCAUUUCAUUUCCCAUAUUUUGGCUUUCUUUGCUGCAAGUGAUGGCAUUGUGAAUGAAAAUCUGGUCGAGUGUUUCUCACAAGAAGUCCAAGUUCCUGAAGCAAGAUGUUUUUAUGGCUUUCAAAUUGCUAUGGAGAAUAUCCACUCAGAGAUGUACAGCCUGUUGAUUGAUACUUACAUCAAGGAACCAAAGGAACGUGAAAGAUUAUUCAAUGCCAUUGAGCACCUUCCCUGUGUCAAGAAGAAGGCAGACUGGGCUUUAUCCUGGAUUAAUCCAGAUAGGGCAUCUUUUGGUGAGCGCAUUGUUGCAUUUGCUGCAGUCGAAGGAAUCUUUUUCUCUGGAUCAUUUGCCUCAAUAUUUUGGUUGAAGAAACGAGGCUUGAUGCCAGGAUUAACAUUCUCUAACGAGCUUAUUAGCAGAGACGAGGGAUUGCAUUGUGAUUUUGCUUGUUUGAUGUACAAACAUUUAAAGAACAAACCAUCGGAACAAAGAGUGAAGAAAAUCAUUAUGGAUGCUGUCAAAAUAGAACAAGAGUUUCUCACAGAUGCUUUGCCUGUCAGGUUAAUUGGAAUGAAUGAUGAGCUGAUGAAAACAUACAUCGAAUUUGUUGCAGACAGGUUGCUGUUUGCCCUCGGCUAUUCAAAGGUCUACAAGUCUGAGAACCCAUUUGAUUUCAUGGAACUCAUCUCCCUUUCUGGAAAAACGAACUUUUUUGAGAAACGCGUUGGUGAAUACCAGAAGAGUGGUGUCAUGGCAAGCACACAGCAGACCUCCUCGCAUAAACUGGAGUUUGAUUUGAACUUCUAAAAAGGAUGCCUGGUUGCAAACCGUUUGUUGUUUAGAGUUUAUUUUGUGGCUUGGAAUAAAAAACAUAGUUUGUACAUAUAUACUUUUUGUAACAUAGUUUUGGAAGACAGACAUUUUGUAAAUUAUUUUUUCAAUCCAUAAACCUUACACGUUUUUAGGGAUACUUUUUGAAAUAUAUUCUAGGUAGUUAUAAUUCUUCUUUUCUAUUAAAAAAAUUAAAAUAGGUUAAUAUUGAUAUUUUUUAAUCCAUUUGUUCAUUUUUAUAUUUUCCUUCAUAAUAGAAGAGACCGUGAAAUUUGA
Dendronephthya gigantea is the source of this 1469-nucleotide messenger RNA. RefSeq names its product ribonucleoside-diphosphate reductase subunit M2-like. The coding region runs from base 72 to 1169 and encodes 365 amino acids. NCBI's taxonomy places the organism in Eukaryota, Metazoa, Cnidaria, Anthozoa, Malacalcyonacea, Nephtheidae. The transcript has 7 exons. Gene Ontology annotation, biological process: deoxyribonucleotide biosynthetic process. The record is from RefSeq and is a predicted model, not a curated record. Gene Ontology annotation, molecular function: oxidoreductase activity.